CAUAUUAGUGAAUCACUUUAUCCAGCCAUGAUCAUCACAACACAUAACUACAUCUUCCUCACCACUUCAUAUCUCUUGAUUCUAUCACUCCAUUCUGCUGAUGCAAAGGAGUGCAGUCCUUGUUCAGCCUGCGGUGCUAUUCGCAAUAUCAGCUUCCCUUUCCGCCUCAAGAGCGACCCCACCCACUGCGGCAGUUCUGAAUUCGAACUCACCUGCGAAAACAAUGUCACCUUCCUCUAUCUACACUCUAUCAAGUUCUAUGUCAAAGAUAUCGACUAUGAUUCCUACGCCAUUAGGGUGGUUGAUGCUUCCUUUAACAAUGAUACAAUCUGCUCUUUCCCUAUCACUUCCUCCGAUUCCUACAAAUUCACGCCUGCUUCUUAUUCUCCAUAUAUUCUUGAUCCCUUUGGUGAAUUACUGCCAGUUAACUUGAUUAGCUGCCCCAACCCGGUGCUGAAUUCUUCCCACUUUACAGAUAUGUCUGCCUGUACUUUAUCACAUACCAGAUUUAGAUAUGUAUAUGUUGGGCACAUCUUGGCCUCAGAGGUACCACAUUUGUGUACAUUAGAUCUAUUAGUCUUCACAUCGUGGUCGGGUUUCGGUGAUUUUACUAAUGUUUCAUUCUCACAAAUACAACAAUCUCUCCUGUACGGGUUUGAACUCAGAUUCUGUUAUGAUUGCUAUAUAAAAAAAUCCACAAUACGGGGGAAACUCAUACAUCACUUAUCAGGACUUAAUCCCUUUGUCCUUAUUCCUCUUGCCAUUCUAGUUUUCAUAAUUGCAGGGGUAAGCCUUCCUGUGACAAUCAUCAUCGGAAUUGCAGGUGUAUUAGCACUAUCAUUUACUCCUCCUAUACACUACAGUAAGAAUCUUCAAUUUCAUUUCUCUUUUUCGUCUCUCUUAAUCUCUCAAAUGUUCCAUUUUUUUUAUUUAGGCUACGACAAUCAGACUAUGCUACAAGCAAUUAAUCACAUUGUAUUCAUUGCAAUUUUCGCGGGUUGUUUGGCAAUUAUAGGUGAGCUCUUAAUUUAUAAAUGUCCAACUAUGGAUAAGAUUAGAUUGCUAAUUUUGUCUCCUGUAGUUUGUUUGACCAUAGCACUAAACCCCCUUCUCAUAAUAAUCAUCGGAGUUGGAGUUGUAUUGCCACUCAUCUUUAUUGCCAUCUACAACUUACUUCUACGGGACACAUAUAUGUUGGAUUACCUUGAGUACCUCGUGGUACCUGCCAUUAUCACUGAGGUCAUCAUCUGGGCACCAAGGAUAAUCAUUUGUCCUUUUGUAUUCUGGUUUUUGAUCAACAAAUUCGGGAGAAGACGUUUAUCCUCUUUCGAGGGAGUAGAGUCAUUCCUACAAAGUGAUAACAAACUCGUGCCAAUAAGGUAUUCCUACUCAGACAUAAAGAAGAUGACUAAGAACUUUGAAGAUAAAUUAGGCCAAGGAGGCUACGGCUCUGUUUACAAGGGAAAACUUCGAAGUGGCAAUCUUGUAGCAGUCAAAUUGCUUAGAGAUUUCGGAGCAAACGGGCAAGACUUCAUCAACGAAAUAGCAACUAUUGGAAGGAUCCAUCAUGUAAAUGUUGUCCAACUUGUUGGAUAUUGUGCUGAAAGAUCAAAGCGAGCCCUCAUUUUUGAUUUCAUGCCAAAUGGUUCCCUUGACAAGUAUAUUUUCAAUCGAGAAAAAGCACCUUCAUUGAACUGGGACAUGAAAUUUAAGAUUGCAGUUGAAGUGGCUCGAGGGAUCAGGUAUUUGCACCAUGGUUGUGACAUCCAGAUCUUGCAUUUUGACAUCAAACCUCACAAUAUUCUUCUUGAUGAUAAGUUCAUCCCAAAAAUAUCUGAUUUCGGGUUGGCAAAAUUAUGCGCUGCAAACAAGGAGGCAGUGACAUUGACGGCUGCCAGAGGAACCAUAGGGUAUGUUGCUCCUGAACUUAUCAAUAGAAGUAUUGGUGCAGUGUCAUAUAAGUCUGAUGUGUAUAGUUUUGGGAUGUUGUUGAUGGAAAUGGUAAACUUAAACAAAGACUUGACAAGGAACAAUGAUGAAUCUAGUAAGUAUUUCCCAAACUGGAUAUACGACCACUUGAACCAAGGAAAGGACAUUGACAUUGGAUAUGUUAAUGAAAAUAUUGAUAGAAUCAUAGGUCGAAAGAUGACUAUUGUUGCAUUAUGGUGCAUACAAAUGAGCCCAGACAAUCGUCCAUCAAUGAAUAAGGUGUUGGAGAUGUUAGAAGGUGAUGUUGAACAUUUACAGAUUCCCAAUUAUCUAUCGUUUAUGGAAGGAAAUGAGGAAGAAAGCUGGGCUACAGAUUCAAAUGCUUCCAUAUCAUUGUUGAAUAAUAACAAUGAGAACAACAUUAUUGAGAUUAUUAGUAGUGCUUGAAAUAUUUGUAUUAUCAUCUAUGUUUACUUAGAAACAAGUUCCACUGAUUGUGUAUUUGUGAGAUGUUCAUAAUCAUAUGUAUCAUGAGUGAAGUACCAAAUUAUUUAUUAGUUUACCAUGAUUAAAAUGGGCUUAAAAACAAUGUAACGCUUACUAUUUAUGUUUAUGUAUAGGCUCCAUUUAAGCAA
Molecule: messenger RNA, 2564 nt
Organism: Salvia splendens (bonfire salvia)
Lineage: Eukaryota; Viridiplantae; Streptophyta; Magnoliopsida; Lamiales; Lamiaceae
Product: cysteine-rich receptor-like protein kinase 41
Exons: 7
Coding region: 28-2376 (782 amino acids)
Biological process (GO): protein phosphorylation
Molecular function (GO): ATP binding; polysaccharide binding; protein kinase activity
Source: RefSeq, a predicted model, not a curated record